Physcomitrium patens is the source of this 3588-nucleotide messenger RNA. RefSeq lists its product as uncharacterized. NCBI's taxonomy places the organism in Eukaryota, Viridiplantae, Streptophyta, Bryopsida, Funariales, Funariaceae. The record is from RefSeq and is a predicted model, not a curated record.
GUACAUCCCAUUUUCGUGCUCGCUUGAUCAAGAUGGUCUGUCUCCGAAGGUCCCUCCCCCUCGAGCUGUGCCGCCCCAUGCUGCGAGUUUCGCUUUCCCUUCUGGUUCGAGAUCCCACCCGCGGGUCCCCAAUUUGUAGGUGCCUUCUUCUUCUUCUUCUUCUUCUUCUUCUCCUUCUUUUAUUUUUAUUUUUAUUUUUUUCCUACCCUUGUGUCUUUCCGCGCUUCCCUCGCGUGGAACGCAUUGUUGAAGUCCCUCAGAACUCGGGCUCUGCAGGAUCCUGGGUCUGUUUGUGCGCCUGAUCGAAGCGGUAGACUAGUCUCUUUUCUAGAGCUCCGGGUGUCGAUGCGCUGGGUAUUAGUUGCGGAGCACCGCGCUGUGUGGGUGUCGUGGAGCAGACAGGUGCAGUUUGUGAUGGGUGGGAGUGAGGCUCGGGAGGUCGAUGGCGUUUGGAAUGACUACGUGACGUGAGUGCUAGUUGGGUUGAUCGGGAGGUCAGCGAGAGAAAGGAAGCGAUAGAGAGAGGGAGGGGGUCUAUAACAAGGCUGCGGAAGCUGUGGCAUUGUGAGGUGAAAUUCAACUGUUCCAGAAAGGAGCUGCAUUGUGAAAACACUGUUAAAUAUCAGCUCUCUGCCCUGGUGCCAAGUUUCUUUGUACCUGGAGUUGUCAGCUUGAGUGUGUUUCUAGUGUGUAGAGCGGAGUGGGCAGGUUGAAUGCGGAUUGCAGAGGGGAAGACUACACUGCCCUUCAUGUGCAGGUUUCGGGGUGCCUCAGUGGCGGAAGUGAUGUAACGAAGUGGUUUAGGGAUGACUGAAUGGGACGGACAAUGCAGAUUUCUUGGCCUGUGAAGCCUGAGGGACAGAAUCACCAUGUCAUUGGCACUUCUAUGGGCUCUAGAAACCGGCCUCAAGGACAGCGCAUCACCACACUUUCUCAAGCAGAGUACUCCAUCUUCUCCCCUGUUCUGUGCCCGGCUGUGGUAAGUUGGCUGAAAGAUUCAGACUCUCGCGGCCACGGUGUUGGAGCCCUUGAAAUCUCUCAGCCUGCCAACAAGAAUAUGGGUUACCGGAGUCUACAGGGUGACGCCGAUUUCCAUGAUGCGGAGACGGACUUUCGGGAUUCUGAUGGAUCGACCCAAUGGAAGGAAAUCCAUACCGACACUGACAUAUCUACGCAUACCCCCGAGUUGGAGCAAAUGCAUCCACAUCCGCUGAAGCCUAAUAAUUUCUUGGAACGUAUCAAAAGCCCUACCAGUGCAUUGCAUACACCGAACCGGUCUCCAAAUCGGAGCGAGAAUUUUCAUAAUGGCGGUGAACAAAGCACUGUGAGUAGCAAUGCGACUCCUCUGACAAGCUCGAAGAGCCCUCGAAGCAAGUUCUUGAUUCCAUCUACCAGUCCUAAUGAUUUCUAUGCUCGAGAUCACACCUCGGCAGCAUGUACUAGCGUGACAAACUCGCCGAAGCAUUCCAGCCUGUGGAGUCCUCACCGAAUGCCAGUAGAGACCCGCUCAAGUCUUGCGGCUCAUGAUAUACCCAGCCCCUCUGCAACAUCAAAGAAUUUUGGCUGGCUGACUCCAACAGGACAGCACGCGCGUGUCUCAAGUCCUCCUAGUCCGGACUUUGCAAGAGCUGGUGGACAUCAGCGUGACUCGUCCACGUCUUCCUCUUACAUACUACCUCCAGCUAGACAUUGGUCGGCGACGGAAGUCACUCCUCAGAGUCCGAGUCCUGCCCAUUCCCUGACAUCCUCCAGACCACCAAAAUUGAUGCAGCAGAACCAGAACGGGAAUGCGUCUCCACGCCCUAAAGGUUCGAAGGAAAAGUUCGAUAAAUUGUCUGAGAAGUCUUCCGGAAAGGCAUGGAGGAAUCUGUCGCGGUCGAUCUCUCCCUUGUUUCCAGGAAAGAAGAGUGACGGCGUUGGAAGCACCUUGAGGGGCAUCGGCAGAGAUCUUGGCGCCUCAUUCCAGGGUAGUAGACGACGAGGACAUGCUAACAAGAACAAUGCAUCUGUGGCGGACUGGAGCAGUGGUAGCGGCGAUGGUUCUACGGCCCCGCCGGAACCUGAGAAGGAGGGAUCAGAUUACCAAUCAGAGCUUACGAGGCAAGGAAGCACGAAGAGUAUGAAAGGGUCUCACAACAUGUUCAAUUUCAUGAGCUGGGGGAAGAAGAAGAGCAACGUCGGCGGGUCAAAGGUCAAUGAGCUCUUCCAAGUCAUCGAACAGGGAAGCGUGAGGCUAGACUCUAAUUCCUUCAAGGUCAUGGACUACACUAUCAAGACGCUCCAGUUCAAAUUAGAGCAAGCAAAGAAGAACGAGCAGACCACUGCGAGUGAGCUUAAAGCGUUGCAAACUUUCAUGGAAACAAUGGAUGGGAAGUAUCAGAAAUUGCAACAGCGGUGCCAGCAGCUGGAAUCUCAGAUAGGUCAACGACGAGUCGAUAACAGGGAUAUGGACAUGGAUUACGGGAUGCCCAGGCACAGUCGUAACAACACUGGCACUGGAUUGGGGUUUAAAGCGCAUCGCUUUACCACUCUGGAAGUGACUCCGCAGCUUUUCCAGAGGUCUUAUGAUGAUGCCAAGCUUUGCGUUAAAAAACUCGCUUCCGCCUUGUGCAUUCACAUCCGUGAGUCUGGAGAGUCUGCCACGGAAGUGAUCACCUCACUUCUAGAGCAACAAAAGGACGCCGGACUUCUUGUAAGCAAGAUGCCGCGGAGCGUCAUUAUCCUUUACUUCGAGUCCUUCCUCAAUCAGAUCAUGUACGAGAAUUUCGAGAACAUUUCCUACGAGCCUAGCGGCUCUGUUCCAAUUCUUGAUCCCGAAGCACUCCGAGCCACAUGCUGCAAGGCUUACAAUGAACUCAAGAAGCAGGAAUGGUCCAGCAUUGAGAAAUCCCUCGGCAAACCUGACUCCACGAUUGUGAACCCUACCUUCCACCGCUUCUUCGUCAUACGCGUUGAGCUCAUCCUCUCGCAGCUCACCAAAGUAGCAGAUAAAGAGACCUCGCUCGCACUCCUGGGCACCUUCUUCAACGCCUUCAAGUCCGUGUGGCUCCUGCACCACCUAGCCUUCGCAAGUGACACCCCGGUGUCAAUUUUUCGCGUCGCGCCGGCCAUGGACUUUGAUCCCCGCUACAUGGAGCAGGUGACCACUUACGAGGAGGACCCGAGUCGCUCCAAGAUCAGCGUGAUGAUCACCCCAGGCUUUAAUGUACAUCGACAGACCAUCAAAUGCCAAGUAUUUUGUAGCAGUAAAUAUUAUUAGCUGUAAUCCUAACCCCAUUCAUUAAGGAUGUCUCCGAUUGAUCAGCAAUUCUCACCCGCAUCUGGGACCCCGCACUCGUAAGUCUUCCAACUGAUGAUUUUUUUCGUCUUGCCUAGGAUCUUGAGAAAGAGUCGCUGUGAAGGAUUCUUAGACUGGUCUAUGAGACCACAACAAUCUCAGUUAGCGACUGACUGACUUGAUUGAUUCAUAGUGUACACGCAUUCAACGCUAUUCAAGCGUGGUACUAACAUGAAACUCAAAACAUUCAAUGUAAGCAUCCUCAUAAGCAGGAGGUAUUUAAGAACGGUGUCCCCGUUUUUUUCUGGCAA